UUUUUUUUUUCUUCUUUCAGUUUCAACCUUUUUUUUCUACCCAUAGAAUGGGUUGCAGGCUAAAAUCAGUAGAGAAUUUGGAUCCUGUGAGAAAAAGAAGUGGUGGACUGAGAACUAAACAGGCAGGGCGUGGGUCUUGCAGGGGGAGUUAGUUUCUUUAAUCUGUAAUUUUUUAGCUGAGAAAAUUUGAAAGUGAAUAAACAAAAGAAUAGUGCAAAAAUGGGGUAUUUGCUGAAAGAGGUUUUAAAGACUCUGUGUGGAGUCAACCAAUGGUCUUAUGCUGUUUACUGGAAGAUCGGUUGCCAGAACACAAAGCUUUUAAUUUGGGAAGAAUCCUAUUAUGAACCUUCAACAUUCUCCGGAAUUCAUGGAAUUUCGGGGGUUGAGAAUCCGGAAUUAUCAUUCCAUGAUUGGGGCGUUUGCUGGGGUUCGGGGGAGGUACGUAAUCCUCAGCUUAUGAAUCAAGCAGGGGAGAGAGUGCAUUUGCUUGUAAACAAAAUGAUGAUGGAAAGUCAAAUCAAUAUAGUAGGAGAAGGACUAGUCGGACGGGCUGCAGUUACUGGGAGUCAUCAGUGGUUUCAUUCAGAGGGUUUUAGUAGAGUAGUUCAUCCACCAGAGGUCCUGAAAGAGCUCACGGGACAAUAUUCUGCUGGCAUCCAGACAAUUGCAGUUGUUCCUGUUCUUCCUCAUGGUGUCGUCCAAUUUGGAUCAUGCUUGCAUAUAAUGGAGAGCACGAGUUUUGUGGAGGAUGUGAGGAUACUGAUAAGUCAACUAGGAUGUGUCCCUGGUGUCUUGCUAUCCGAUGAAAAUGCAACGAAAGAUCCGAUGGUGAAUACUGGCACGCCAGUUUAUCUGGGAAGUUCAAGUCUUGUAGAUUCUUGUGUGAGCACAAACGUAAUGAACUCUGCUCCAGUUAUUGCUAGCUGCAGUUAUCAGGGCAACUCAAGUCAGACUGAUGGUUUUAUUUGUCAAACUUCUUCCUCUAUGGCUGCACAAGUUCGGGAUAGAAUAAUGCAGUCUACCGAUGCAACAUUUCCAGCGUCCAAUAUGACCCAAUGUUUUGUUGAAUCUCAUGAUGAUCGUCAGUUUCACAAGAAAAUUAUUCCAGAGGUGAAAGCACAUCUGUCUCCUAAUAGCCAGCUAAUAAAUAACGUGAUUAAAGCGGAGGUAAUUUCUCCAAGCUCUAACAUGUGGAUGAGUCAACAAGCUCCUUCACACAUUCCGAGGCCUCCCUUUCAUCAGCAAUCUUUUACUGACUCAUUAACUGUAGAUAGCGGCAGCUUAAGCAAUGUAUCCCAGCUUAAUGGUUUCACUGCAUCUGAUCCAAGACCCAAUGAUGUCCUGAUCUCUAGUUGUCAUGGAAAUUCAAUUUCUCCAUCCACUGGAGAAAAUGAACUAUGUAAACGAGGGGAUGGGCAUCACCGAUCAAUUCCAUGCCCCAAUUCUACUGUUGAUGCCAAUGGACUAUCAAACAUAAUCAGUUCUUGCACAAAGUCGGCUGGAAAUGGGCUUCAAACCACGUCAAAAUUAAAUGUUGGUGAUGAUUUGAUAACUCGUAAUAUUUCUGAUGGUCUGAAUGCACAAUUUAUGUGGGAUGAGAGUAAUGGAAUAGUCGAAAAUGAUUUGUUUCAAGCACUUGGAAUUAUGCUAACACAGAAUGAGCAUCCAUGUAGUACAAGCAAGUCGAUGCAAGAGGUUUGUGGUGAAAAACAUGAAUAUGUGGGGCAGAGUGCAUUACUUGAAAACAACAAGUAUGAAGAUUCCUGUGUCCAACGUCACUCGGGGGAUGACCUGUUUGAUGUUCUGGGUGCUGAUUUUAAAAAUAAACUAUUCAAUGGAAGCAGGAACAGUUAUCAAAGUAAUGGACCAGACUCAAACACAUGGGAUCGGGUUAAGAGUAACUCUACUUCUGUGAUUAGUCAGCAUGCUUCUUCGAUAGUCAAUCAAGGAAAAUCAGAUAGUGGAUCAUUCUUCGUGGCUGGUUUUGAGCGUCUUUUGGACUCUAUAGCGUCCAAGCCUUCUGCCAAGCAGAAUCUGGAUGAUGAUGUUUCUUGUCGGACAACGUUGACAAAUUUGAGUAGCUCCUCUGCUCCAAAUAUCUCAUCGUCCUAUGGCCGAGCUGGUUUCUCGAGUCAAAUUCAAGGAGAUGUAUUUGGGAAACCCAAGAACCUUGCAAAAUCAGGAACAACAGUUUCUCGGUCAUUUAGAUCCGAUAAAGAAAAGACAGGAGCUUAUUCGCAGAGUAGUUCAAUUUAUGGGUCACAAAUUAGUUCAUGGGUGGAACAAGGUCGUGAUACAAAGCCAACUAGCAGUGUUUCUACUGGAUAUUCUAAGAAGCCUGAUGAGACGAGCAAGACCGGUCGCAAAAGGCUUAAACCAGGAGAGAAUCCUAGACCUAGGCCAAAAGAUCGGCAAAUGAUCCAAGAUCGUGUGAAAGAACUGCGAGAAAUUGUUCCAAAUGGAGCAAAGUGUAGCAUUGAUGCACUAUUGGAACGCACGAUCAAGCACAUGCUUUUCUUGCAGAGCGUCACAAAACAUGCGGACAAAUUAAAACAGACUGGAGAGUCAAAGAUUAUCAGCAAGGAAGGAGGAUUGCUUUUAAAAGAUAAUUUUGAAGGAGGAGCGACGUGGGCAUAUGAAGUUGGUUCACAGUCUAUGGUCUGCCCGAUCAUAGUUGAGGAUCUGAAUCAACCUCGUCAAAUGCUCGUGGAGGUCAGGACAUCUAUAAAUUAUGAAUUUUUGACUCUUCUGUGGACUCAUUCAUUUAUUUCAGCUGAGUUGGUUUGCUUUCUGCAGAUGCUUUGUGAAGAACGCGGUCUAUUUCUGGAAAUAGCCGACAUAAUAAGAGGAUUGGGCUUGACCAUCUUAAAAGGGGUUAUGGAAACGAGGAACGACAAAAUAUGGGCGAGGUUUGCCGUAGAGGCAAAUAGAGACGUGACGAGGAUGGAGAUAUUCAUCUCACUUGUUCGCCUCUUGGAGCAAACAUCAAAAGGCGCAGAGGAAUCUGCUAAGGCCAUUGAUAACGACACAGCAAUGAUGCAUUCGUAUCACCAAGCAGCGUCUAUACCAGCAACAGGUAGACCUUGUACUUAACAAUGCUCAACAGAUGAGAGACUGUGAUCUUUGUCUGGACGUGUUGAGAGCGAGCAAUCAACCAUGCUUGCCAUGACUAACAUUGUACACUUAGGCUGACCCUCGUGGUUUUUCUCAAAGCUAAUCCUCAUUUUUCGCCACAAUAUCCAGAUUCUCGACGUGCCAAGCCUUUUAGUCCCCUCUCAGGAUUGCUUUUGUAGAAUGGCGAUUCAUCGUUCGGGCUAGUUUUUUUUUUUUUUUUUGGCUCUUGCCCUUUGAAGUACUAUAAUUUUGAUUUGGUACAAGGAGAAGGGAAAUGGUUUUUAUUAUUGUAUAGAAAAAGGUGGAGGGUAAUAGGAAGUAAGCUUAGGGGUGUUUAUUUUAGCUAAUAUUUGUCUAGUUAAACUGUUUUUUCUGGCUUUAAUUAUGUGUUUUUUGCCAGCUGAAAUAUUCUUGUUUGCAUUAUUAUUU
Solanum verrucosum is the source of this 3543-nucleotide messenger RNA. Its product is annotated as transcription factor LHW-like. Gene Ontology annotation, biological process: regulation of DNA-templated transcription. Gene Ontology annotation, molecular function: DNA-binding transcription factor activity; protein dimerization activity. Lineage: Eukaryota; Viridiplantae; Streptophyta; Magnoliopsida; Solanales; Solanaceae. Bases 220 to 3093 code for a protein of 957 amino acids. The record is from RefSeq and is a predicted model, not a curated record. The transcript is spliced from 10 exons.